Messenger RNA from Linnemannia hyalina, 1512 nucleotides. NCBI's taxonomy places the organism in Eukaryota, Fungi, Mortierellomycota, Mortierellomycetes, Mortierellales, Mortierellaceae. The record is from the annotation of a GenBank genome assembly.
AUGGCGGACACGACGAAACCACCUCCCCUCUCUCCCUUCUCUCCCCUUCCUCACCCGCCGACCAAACUCAACCCCGCAGGCGGAUACAAGAGUAGCGAUUUGCCGCCACUGGUCAAGGACGAGUCACCAAAGGUUUUGAUCGUCGGAGCUGGCCUGGCUGGCCUCUAUCUGGGGCUGUUACUCGAAACUGCUGGAAUCCCCUACGAGAUUUUUGAACGUGUCGCUGAGAUCAAGCCUCUUGGUGGUGUCAUGGCCCUUUCAGGAAAUAUCCUUUGCUCGUUUGAGCAGAUGGGGAUCUUUGAUGAAUUAGUGAGAGUCUCCAAGCCGGCAUACGAUGCGACGUAUUACUCUGCCGAGUUGAAAAAGACUGCCCACAUCUGUGUACAGGAUGAGGUAACUGGAUACAAGAGACUGUUAUUUGCGCGCCCAGAAUUGUACAAUCUCCUUUUCAACAAGAUCCCCACGCACAAGAUCCACAUGUCCAAAAAAGUCCUCUCGUUCCAACAAAACCACGAAGGCGUCAUGCUCCGCUUCAGCGACAACACCACCGUCCACAGGGAUAUCCUCGUCGGCGCCGACGGAGCCCACAGCGGUGUCCGCAAGCACCUCUACAAGACUCUGGAUGAACAGGGGUUGCUCCCCAAAGGGGAUACCAAGAACAUGAACAAGGGGUAUAUGUCCUUUGUCGGAACCACUCUACCCCUGGAUCCGAAUGAGGAGCGGUACAAGGAUCUGGCGGCGGAAGGUUCGAGAUGUUCGUUCCAUAUUGGCGAUAACUCGAUGCCCUUUGCGUGGAUGACGUACACGAUUCCCGGGAACCGGAUCUGUUGGAAUGUUGUGAUUCAAUUGAAGCUUGCUGAUAUCGACGAGGAACAGUUCCGUCAGUCGGAUUGGGCACCCGAGACGAAUGUAAAGAUUUUGGAUCAAAUUAGAGAGUUCAAGACAACGUAUGGGCCAUUGGGGGAUAUUGUUGAUGCUACGCCCAGAGAGAGGAUCUCGAAGGUGUUCUUUGAGGAUAUGCUGUUUGAGACUUGGACUCAUGGGCGUACUGUUCUCAUUGGCGAUGCUGCACACAAGAUACUUCCGAGCACGGGACAAGGAGCUGUGAAUGCAAUGAUUGACUCAGUAGUCCUAGCCAACUGCCUCUACGACAUCAAACCAACCAGUUACGAAAACAUCAAAGCCGCCCUAGGAGACUACCGUGAACAACGAUUCGAGAAUGUCAAAGCCCAAUACGCACACUCGCACCGCAACGCCAAACUCAGCUACGGUCAUACGCUGUGGGAGCGAAUUUUUAGAUAUAUGAUCCUGAACUGGCUGCCACAGUCGGUGAUGGUAAAACAGAUCGUCAAGGACUCGGCGUACAGGCCUCAGUCGAACUUUUUGCCGCAGGCGCCUCAGCGGGGGAGAGGACUUGUUAUCUCCCAGAAGCCCUCGACACGUCUUCAGAAGGAGAGGGAGGAGGAAGAGAAAAAGGCAGAAAGGGUUACUAUUUCUGCUGUUGCUCUUUGA